Pimephales promelas (fathead minnow) is the source of this 1664-nucleotide messenger RNA. The record is from RefSeq and is a predicted model, not a curated record. Lineage: Eukaryota; Metazoa; Chordata; Actinopteri; Cypriniformes; Leuciscidae.
CCGUGUUUACACCCCUCUCCAUCUCCUCACUCUGGACUGAAGUUGCGGGGCAGCCGGGAGCGCGCAGUACCUUUUCUAUCUUCUCUCUUUUCUCUCAAGCGAUCUUCUCUUUAAGGCAACCUGUAUGGUGGAUAUAAUAUUCAGCUCUUCUUUUUUGAAUGAUAUGGGGGAUCAUUCCAAAAAGAAGUCCGGACUUGCGAUGUGUGUAGGCUGCGGCAGUCAAAUCCAUGACCAGUACAUCCUGCGGGUCUCCCCCGACCUGGAGUGGCACGCAGCCUGUUUGAAAUGCGUGGAGUGCAACCAAUACCUGGACGAGACAUGCACUUGCUUCGUACGGGACGGGAAAACAUAUUGCAAGAGAGAUUAUGUAAGAUUGUUCGGUAUAAAAUGCACAAAAUGCACUUUGGGCUUUAGCAGCAGUGAUUUGGUCAUGAGAGCUCGGGACAAUGUGUAUCACAUCGAAUGUUUCCGCUGCUCGGUGUGUAGCCGGCAGCUAUUGCCCGGGGACGAGUUCUCUGUACGGGACGAUGAACUGCUGUGUCGGGCAGAUCAUGGUUUGGCUCUGGAGCGCGGAUCUGGCGGCAGCCCUCUUAGUCCGGGAAACAUCCGCAGCAGAGGAUUACAUAUGGCAGCCGACCCGGUGUCGGUCCGACAAACUCCUCAUCGGAACCACGUGCACAAGCAAUCGGAGAAGACCACUCGGGUGAGGACGGUGUUGAACGAGAAGCAGCUACACACUUUACGGACGUGCUACAACGCAAACCCGCGCCCAGAUGCGCUCAUGAAGGAGCAGCUGGUGGAGAUGACAGGCCUGAGCCCGCGGGUCAUUCGAGUCUGGUUCCAAAACAAGCGCUGCAAGGAUAAGAAGAGAUCUAUACUCAUGAAACAGUUACAACAGCACCAUGGCGAUAAGACGACUUUUUUGGUUCAGAAUCUGCAGGGUAUGACGGGCACAGCACUAGUUGCAGGUAGCCCAAUAAGACAUAACUCAAUGCCAGGACACCCGGUGGAAGUGCAGACUUACCAACCACCCUGGAAAGCUCUCAGCGAAUUUGCACUUCAGAGUGACUUGGAUCAACCUGCAUUUCAACAGCUGGUGUCUUUCUCGGAAUCCGGUUCUAUAGGAAAUUCAUCGGGAAGCGACGUGACCUCUCUUUCUUCACAAUUACCGGACACACCGAACAGCAUGGUACCGAGCCCGGUGGAGACGUGAGAGCGACUCGUCUGUUCCCCGGCAAAUCAUGAGAACAGCUCAUAUCACGGACACGGGAAGGACAGCGCUAUCAGACCCAUCGCAACAACCUGCUAUAAGAACAGAGGAACCCUUUUCCCAAAAAUACGUCAACAAAUCCGUUGGCCUCGGAGUGAAAUGAUGGAAAGUGAAACUCUGCAUAGUAGACCUACACUAAAAGAAUGGACCAUGUUCAAUCGGAAUGGAUAUUCGUUAUUCGUUUUGAUGACCGUUUCGUUAUCUGUGGUUUUUGGACUUUUUUUUUUUUUUUUUUUGAAAAAUAUCUUUUCAAAAGACUCAGUUUCAGAAGUUAGGAUUUUUUUUUCGUUGUGAAUUAAUGCAGACUCUUUGUGUAUUUGAACAAAAAUUAAGUUAUUGUUAUUUAUUGUCACAUCAAUUCGCAAAAAAAUAAAUAAAUCAGCACAGACCAUUA